Molecule: messenger RNA, 1299 nt
Organism: Pezoporus flaviventris
Lineage: Eukaryota; Metazoa; Chordata; Aves; Psittaciformes; Psittacidae
Gene: GCM1
Product: glial cells missing transcription factor 1
Exons: 5
Coding region: 19-1218 (399 amino acids)
Biological process (GO): gliogenesis; regulation of transcription by RNA polymerase II
Cellular component (GO): nucleus
Molecular function (GO): RNA polymerase II cis-regulatory region sequence-specific DNA binding; DNA-binding transcription activator activity, RNA polymerase II-specific
Source: RefSeq, a predicted model, not a curated record
UUGGGAAGGAAUUCAAAAAUGCUGAAAGGUGCAGAUGAUGUUGUUAUGGAGCAUGAGGACUCUGCUUCCCAACAUGGAGAAAUGACAAGCUGGGAUAUCAAUGACAUCAAACUUCCCCAGGAUGUAAGACAGAUAGAUGGGUUUCAAGAAUGGCCAGAUUCCUACGUAAAGCAUAUCUAUAGCUCGGAAGAUAAAAAUGCACAGAGGCACCACAGCAGCUGGGCAAUGAGAAACACCAACAACCACAAUUCUCGCAUCUUAAAAAAGUCCUGCCUUGGAGUGGUGGUCUGUGGCAACAACUGCUCAACCUUGGAUGGGAGGAAGAUCUACUUAAGACCAGCCAUAUGUGAUAAAGCAAGGCAAAAACAACAGCGGAAAUGCUGUCCAAACUGCAAUGGGCCCCUGAGGCUCCUUUCCUGCCGAGGCCAUGGGGGUUACCCAGUUACCAACUUCUGGAGGCAUGAAGGACAAUUCAUAUUUUUUCAGUCCAAAGGAGCUCAUGACCAUCCACGUCCAGAAACAAAAUUAGAAGCAGAAGCAAGAAGAUCAACCCAAAAAGCACAGACAGCUUUUUCUCCAUCUUGUCCAAGAUUAAAAAGAAUACAGGAACUUGAGUCUCUGACAGGUGCAGUGCCGACGCGGGAGGCUUUGCCUUUACUUCUUUCCAAGCCAGACAUUUCCUCGCUACCGGAUAAUUUUGGGGGACACAUAAGCAAAAGCUCGCGGGAGUCGGUGCUAGGCAGCUGCUCCGGGUGGCUGCCAUGCUCCAGAGCUGAGGAGGAUGGGGGCUCCAGAGAGGUGCUGGCCUGGAGCAGGAGCCCAGCCCUCAGGAGCAGCCCCAGCGCCGGGAGGCCUGGCAGCGGCCCUGCUGUCCCCUGCACAGCCCCUUCCCCCCAGCACUGCACCCACCCCAGCACCCCACACACCCUAACCAUGGAGAAGGAUGGACAUGGCCCCUUCACGCAUAGCACUGGUCCCCUGGGGGAUGGAUCCUGCGAGGACAAAUCCCCACUGACCUACAACGGCUGCUGCCUCCUUCCCCUGCCCUACCCUGUGCCUCAGGGAGGUCCCUGCCCCAUGGCGAGUGGGGCACAGCACCACCAACAGCUCUCAGUGCCUCCGAGGGGAAGUGAAGGACAUGAUGGUGAGGGAGGGCGCCACGUGGGUCUCAACUACUGCAAUGACGAUGUGUUUUUUAACCUGUACCCAUUACGGUGACUGGUUUUAAAUGUCCUCUCCGUCUCCUCUUUUGGCAACAGGCCUAAUUCUCUAUCCCUGUUGCAACGCAGAUGUCAAAGU